UAUAUAACUGAACGACCUCUCUUUCAUUGGCGCGCUUGCCAUGUCGUUUUGACACCUUCGCGUAUUCAUCGCGAAAUGAAGCCCCACACACGCAGUGGCUUCGACACUGCUAGACCAGUCACCUAUAUAAACUCUUCUCGCCGCCAUUCUCCGCCGGCGUGUCCUAUCGCGAGAACAUUUGUCGCCGGCGAACCAAUUUUCCGCCGAUCCUCCGCCGCAAAACAGCAGAAGCCGAAGGCAAUUCGUUCCGUCGUAAAUGAUGAGUUUUCAGCGGGAGAUAAUGGCCGGAUUAAGGGGCAUACAAGGAGGCAAGCUCUGCUCGCUUCGUCUCUGGCUCUCGGCGCGUGGUUUCUGCAAUCGGCGACGGCGAGUGGAGAGGACGCGCCGCCGCCGCCGCAGCAGCAGAAGGUGACGGAGGCGGUGCCGAGAGAUGAGGAGAAGGAGAAGAAGGAGGAUGCAAUAACUUCGAGGAUUUAUGAUGCGACGGUGAUUGGAGAGCCGAUGGCGAUUGGGAAGGACAAGGGGAAGGUGUGGGAGAAGGUGAUGAACGCUCGAAUUGUGUAUUUAGGGGAAGCGGAGCAGGUUCCGAUCGGCGACGACAAGGAUUUGGAGCUUGAGAUUGUGAAGAAUUUGAAGAAAAGGUGUGCGGAGAUUGAGCGGCCGAUGUCUUUGGCUUUGGAAGCGUUUCCUUCUGAUCUUCAGGACCAACUCAAUCAGUAUAUGGACAAAAGCAUAGACGGACAAACCUUGAAGGGUUACACAUCAUACUGGCCACCUCAACGCUGGCAGGAAUACGAGCCUCUUCUAAGUUAUUGCCGUGAUAAUGGAGUUCGACUUGUUGCUUGCGGUACUCCGCUCAAGGUUUUGAGGACCGUGCAAGCAGAAGGCGUUACUGGCCUUUCAAAGGCUGAUCGCAAAUUGUACACUCCUCCAGCGGGUUCGGGCUUUAUAUCAGGCUUUAGUGCUAUCUCGCGAAGAUCAUCUGUUGACAUGAAUUAUCCAAAUCAAUUUGUUCCUUUCAGUCCAAGUUCGUAUUUAUCUGCACAAGCAAGAGUAAUUGAGGAGUAUACCAUGUCCCAGAACAUCUUGCAAUCCUUGGAUGAUGGAGGUGCCAUGGGUUUGAUGGUCGUAGUGACAGGUGCUAGCCAUGUUACAUAUGGAUCCAGAGGGACUGGGGUGCCCGCCAGAAUCUCAAGAAAGAUACCAAAGAAAAAUCAAGUAGUUAUUUUACUUGAUCCUGAAAGACAACAAAUAAGAAGUGAGGGAGAAGUUCCAGUUGCUGAUUUUUUGUGGUACUCUGCGGCCAGACCCUGCAAUAGAAAUUGUUUUGACCGUGCUGAAAUUGCUCGAGUCAUGAAUGCAGCUGGCAGGAAGCGAGAUGCCCUUCCUCAGGACCUUCAAAAAGGACUGGAUCUUGGUUUGGUAUCACCGGAGGUAUUACAGAACUUUUUUGAUUUGGAGCAGUAUCCUCUUCUUUCAGAACUCACUCAUCGUUUCCAGGGUUUCAGGGAAAGAUUGCUGGCUGAUCCUAAAUUCUUGAAUAGAUUAGCUAUAGAAGAGGCUAUUUCAAUAACUACUACUCUCUUGGCACAGUAUGAGAGGCGAAAAGAAAAUUUCUUUCAAGAGCUUGAUUAUGUUAUUACAGAUACUGUAAGGGGAGUAGUUGUCGAUUUCUUUACAGUAUGGCUUCCUGCACCCACUCUAUCAUUCCUUUCAUCCACCAAUGAGAUAAAUGGCUCUGAUAGCGUGGAUGUCAUAUCAGGUCUCCUUGGAUCCAUUCCAGAUAAUGCGUUUCAAAAGAAUCCUGUGGGGAAGAACUGGAACUUCAAUCAUAGAAUUGCAUCAGUUCUUUUUGGUGGUGUGAAACUUGCUAGCGUUGGAUUUGUUUCCAGUAUUGGGGCUGUUGCUUCAUCAAAUGUUCUCUAUGCAGUUCGUAGAUUCCUUAAUCCAGCAGUUGUUAGUGAUCAAAAUAUUAGGAGAUCUCCGAUACUUAAGACAGCGCUGGUCUAUAGUUGCUUUCUUGGAAUAUCGGCAAAUCUUCGGUAUCAGUUUAUUGCUGGAAUUGUGGAGCAUCGCAUUUCUGAAGAAUUUGCAUCUCAGACAUUUUUUGUAAAUAUGCUUUCGUUUAUUGCUCGGACAAUCAACUCUUAUUGGGGAACUCAGCAAUGGAUUGAUCUUGCACGCUACACGGGACUGCAAACACGCAAGAGUGAAUCUCCCUCUUACCAAAGAUCAGAUUCUCCAAGUCAUGCUGCACUGGAGUGCAACAACAGUGAAGAAGCCAACAUAGAUGAAAUCAAAAACCAAUGAGGUGCUAACUCGGUUUUAUACUCAUACCCGAUUGUAUUUUUCUUCUUCAAAUCUUCCAGAAGAGAUAUGGAGAAAAAGAUAAAGAAGAAAAGAAAUUUUUUAUACAUUCUGUUCAAACUCGAUUUGUAUAACAUUCAAUGUCAUCCUUCCAAUUUUGAUUAAAAGAAAAGGGCAGGUUUUAAGAA
Molecule: messenger RNA, 2495 nt
Organism: Morus notabilis
Lineage: Eukaryota; Viridiplantae; Streptophyta; Magnoliopsida; Rosales; Moraceae
Product: protein RETICULATA-RELATED 5, chloroplastic
Exons: 7
Coding region: 76-2310 (744 amino acids)
Source: RefSeq, a predicted model, not a curated record